Molecule: messenger RNA, 5358 nt
Organism: Apus apus (common swift)
Lineage: Eukaryota; Metazoa; Chordata; Aves; Apodiformes; Apodidae
Product: sodium channel protein type 5 subunit alpha-like
Exons: 25
Biological process (GO): membrane depolarization during action potential; sodium ion transmembrane transport; neuronal action potential
Cellular component (GO): voltage-gated sodium channel complex; plasma membrane; axon
Molecular function (GO): voltage-gated sodium channel activity; protein binding
Source: RefSeq, a predicted model, not a curated record
GGAAAAAUGGAUCCCUUGUUUUGGCCAUCAGAAGCUAACAGCUUUCGACGUUUCACCCCUGAGUCCUUGGCAGCAAUAGAGGAAAGAAUUGCUCAGAAGAAAAAGCAGCAAGGCAAAGUCAAACAGAAGAAUAAGGACCAAGAUGCUGGAGAAGAAAAACUUACUCCUCAGCUUGAUCUGAAAACCUGCAAGAAGCUGCCAUCUCUGUAUGGGGAUGUUCCUGUGGAGCUCGUUGGGGAACCCCUUGAGGAUUUUGAUCCAUACUACAGUGAUCACAAGACUUUUAUGGUGGUAAAUAAGAGGAGGACUAUUUUCCGUUUUACUGCCACUCCUGCCUUGGGUAUAAUUGGUCCCUUUAAUCCAAUCAGAAAAGCAGCAAUUAAAAUUCUGAUCCAUUCAUUGUUUGUUGGCUUUAUUACAUGUACUGUGGUACUCAAUUGUGCUUUCAUAGCUAUAGAUAAGCUUCCAGAGUCACUCAACGUCACUGAGUACAUUUUUACUGGCAUAUACACGGCGGAAAUAUUGAUAAAAGUAGUAGCAAGAGGAUUUGUUUGGAAUGAAUUCACUUUUCUUCGUGAUCCGUGGAACUGUGUGGAUCUCGUCGUUAUUGUUAUAAUGUAUGCUACUAUGUGUAAACCUACAGGCAAGGUUUCAGCUCUUAGAACUUUCAGAGUAUUGAGGACUUUGAAAGCUAUUUCAGUAAUACCAGGCCUGAAAGUCAUCGUCAAUUCACUUGUUGAAUCUGUUAAGAAACUGACAGAUGUGUUGCUCUUGACUGUUUUUUGCUUGAGUGUAUUUGCUCUAAUAGGCCUCCAGCUUUUUAUGGGCAACUUAAAAUCCAAAUGUGUCCGCAAUGAUACUAUAUAUAAUGACACAAUAUGUAAGGAUGCCAAGACAUACAAUCAAAAUGAUUAUGGUAAAUUUUAUUCUUUUCUCCCUUUACAUCAUCUGUAUAUCUGCUACAGAAUGAAUGGAUCUUCUGAAAUACUGCUCUGCGGGUUCAGUUCACAACCUGAGAAAGAGUGCCCAGAAAACUAUAGCUGCAUGAAGGUUGGUAAGAAUCCUGACUUUGGUUACACAAGUUUUGAUCAUUUUGGCUGGGCCUUCCUUUCUUUAUUCCGUCUGAUGACACAGGAUUGCUGGGAGCGCCUCUACAGACAAACUAUCCGUACAUCUGGAAAAAACUCCAUUUUAUUUUUCCUGGGGGUCAUCUUUUUAUGCUCAUUUUAUCUCUUCAAUCUAAUCCUGGCUGUUGUAACUAUGGCAUAUGAAGAGCAAAGCAGAGCUACUCUUGCUGAAACAGAGGCAAAGGAAAAGUUACUUCAGGAUGCCAAACAGCUUCUAGAGAAAGAAAAGAUGUUGGCUGCAGGAGAAGGUAAUGAGGCUUUAGAGGUCAGAUCUGAAAUGCCAGUUGCUGAAAAUACAGAAGAAAAAGAGAUGAAGAAAGACAGACCUAUUUUAAGGCAAAACUUAAUCCUAGGUGAUCAUGACAAAGAUGAAGCUAUGUUUAAGUCACAGCCUGGUCGCUGUCACAAGAAGCUUAGGCAGAUACUGCUGUCCUAUGAAUUGUCAGUGGAGUCCAUUAAUGAUCCUCUUCGAAGACACAGGUUAAUGAGUGCAGCCACUGUUAUUACCGAUAAUAUGCAACUGCAGGAGUCAAAACUGAAAUGCCCCGCAUUCUGCAAACGUUUUGCUCAAAAGUAUCUGAUUUGGAAUUGUUGUCCAUUCUGGCUAACAGUCAAAGAGAAGGUGAAACGGGUAAUUUUGGAUCCAUUUGCUGAUCUCUUAAUCACGAUUUGCAUUAUCGUGAACACUUUUUUCAUGGCCCUGGAGUACCCUGAUAUGGAAUCCCAUUACCAAGACAUGAUUUUUUUUAGUGACAAGGUCUUCACCCUGAUUUUUACAGCAGAAAUGAUCUUGAAAAUCAUCGCCCUAGAUCCUUACAACUAUUUCCAGCAAAAGUGGAAUAUUUUUGACAGCAUAGUUGUUAUGAUUGGUCUAAUAAACUUUAACGCAAAUCUGUCAUAUUUCAGGCUGCUCAGGAUCUUCAAAUUGGCAAAGUCCUGGCCGGCCUUAAAUACUCUUAUGAAAAUAAUUCUGAACUCAGUUGGUGCUCUGGGUAACCUCACUCUGGUUUUGAUUAUCACUGUAUUUAUUUUUGCUGUAGUAGGAAAGCAGGUUUUGGGCAAAUAUUAUGACGUAAAUUACCGUAAAAUAAGCACAAACCCGAAUUUACGCUGGCACAUGAAGGAUUUUUGUCAUUCAUUCCUGAUUAUAUUCCGAAUAUUAUGUGGAGAAUGGAUUGAAACCAUGUGGGAAUGUAUGGAAGUGGCUGAAAAAGAACUGUGUCUACCCAUUUUCUUGUUAGUCCUGGUGAUAGGAAACCUGGUGGUGCUCAACCUCUUCAUUGCCUUGCUGCUGAGUUCAUUUGGUACUGACUCCUCAGUGGGACAAGUGGAAACAGGACAAAUGACUAAAUGUCAGAUUGCAAUUGCACAGAUUCACAAGGGCCUGCAGUCUGUGAAAGACAGAAUUUGUGAUGGCUGUGGCAAAAUAAUGAAACGAAGCCUCAGAACAACAGCCAAAAAGAAGGCUUCAGUGAGAUUUUCUGCCAAAGACAAAGAUGAAAACAGCUAUGCCAUGACAGAUGUCAGAAAGGAUAUAGACAACUGUUGCUUUGACACUGGGUAUGACAAUAGUGAAGAGAGUUCCUCAAUAACAAAGAAAAAUGGAGAAUUUGUAACCAGUCAUAAAGCCUGUGUUCCCAUUGAAGUAGCAGAGAGUUACACCAAUGUAGGUGAUGAUGGACACAGUGUAUGCACAGAAACAGAAUACAGAAAACAGAAAUGUGAUGCUGGUAGCUAUUCUGAUACCAGCACUGUGGAUCCAAUUGUUGUUCUGGAGAUGUUUUCCCAGCCUAAAAAGUCACACACACCCAAGGACUGCUUUGGAGAAAGUUGUGUUGAAUGUUGCUCGUGUUGCGCAGUGGAUGUCACUAAGUUUCCAGGCAAAACUUGGUGGAAAUUUAGAAAAACCUGCUACAAAAUUGUUAAACAUAGCUGGUUUGAAAAUUUUAUAAUUUUUAUGAUUGUAUUGAGCAGCGCAGCACUGGCAUUUGAAGAUAUUCACCUGCAGGAGAGAAAAAAAGUUAAAAUGCUCCUAGAAUAUGCUGAUAAAGUAUUUACCUACAUCUUUUUCUUGGAGAUGCUUCUAAAAUGGGUAGCUUAUGGUUUGCACAGUUAUUUCACAAACGCCUGGUGUUGGCUUGACUUCAUCAUUGUAUGUGUAAGUAUUAUAUAUAUAUAUAUAUAUAUAUAAAAAAUAUAUAUUCAGCUUAGUGCCCUGAAAUCCCUCAGGACUCUUAGAGCAUUGAGGCCUCUACGAGCUUUGUCAAGAUUUGAAGGGAUAAAGGUCGUUGUGGAUGCAAUCUUGGGAGCCAUCCCCUCAAUCUUGAAUGUUUUGCUCGUCUGUGUUGUGUUCUGGCUCCUGUUUAACAUUGCAGGAGUAAAAUUCUUUGGGAAAACAUUUUACAAAUGCACCCUCACGGAAGGAGAUGUCAGUAACAUUAGUAACGUGACUGAUUGUAAUUCCUCUGGUGGAACGUGGACAAAUAGUGAUGUCAACUUUGACAAUGUUGGGAUGGGCUACUUGGCUCUUCUCCAAGUGGCAACUUUCAAAGGUUGGAUGGAUAUUAUGUAUGCAGCAGUGGAUUCACGUGGGGUAAAUCUACAGCCAAAGUUUGAAGCAUGCUUAGUCAUGUAUAUGUAUUUUGUGAUUUUCAUUAUUUUUGGAUCUUUCUUCAUGCUGAACCUUUUCAUUGGAGUGGUUAUCAGCAAUUUUAACCAACAAAGGAAAAAGAUAAGUGGAAAAGACCUAUUUUUGACUGAGCAACAGAAGAAGUACUAUAAUGCCCUAAAAAAACUUGGAUCCAAGAAACCUCAAAAACCCAUCCCAAGACCAUCGAACAUGUUCCAAGGAUUCCUGUUUGACAUAGUAUCUCACCAAGCAUUUGACAUUACUGUUGUGAUUCUCAUCUGUCUAAACAUGGUCUUUAUGAUGGCAGAAAACAACCAGAAAGAUGUCAAGAAUGUUCUUAAUAACAUCAACCUUUUUUUUGUGGUGGUAUUUACUGGGGAAUGUGUCAUAAAAAUACUAGCCCUGAGACAUUACUUCUUCACCAGUGGCUGGAACAUAUUUGAUUUAGCUGUUGUGGUCCUUUCACUACUUAGUAUUGGACUUGAAAGCUUCCGAACUUCCCUCUCUCCUACACUGCUGAGAAUUUUUCGUUUGGCACGAAUCGGCCGAAUCCUGAGAUUAAUUAGGAAAGCCAGAGGAAUCCGAACUCUCCUUUUUGCUUUACUGAUGUCUCUUCCUGCCCUCUUCAACAUUGGGCUUCUGCUCUUCCUGGUCAUGUUCAUUUAUGCGAUUGUAGGCAUGACCAACUUUGCCUGUGUUGGCUGGGAAGGUGGGAUAGAUAACCUCUUCAACUUUCAAACCUUUGAUAGUAGCAUUCUCUGUCUCUUCCAAAUUACGACAUCAGCUGGCUGGGAUGGUCUUUUGCUCCCUCUGUUAAAAGGAUCUAAUUCGUGUGCUCCCAACUUAAAUUUAACAGAUGAACAGAGAAAUAAUUGCACAAAUAAGGGGGUUGGCAUUUUGUAUUUUGUAAGCUAUGUCAUUAUAUCAUUUCUCAUUGUUGUAAAUAUGUACAUAGCUGUCAUUUUAGAGAACUUCAGCGUUGCCACUGAAGAAAGCGCCGAUCCUCUUUGUGAGGAUGACUUUGACAUGUUCUAUGAGACCUGGGGAAAAUUUGAUCCUCAGGCAACCCAGUUUAUUGAAUAUUCUGCUCUUUCAGACUUUGCAGAUGCUCUGGCAGAGCCCUUACGUAUUCCAAAGCCUAAUAAAAUUGAGCUCAUAUCCAUGGACCUCCCUAUGGUUAGUGGAGAUAAGAUCCACUGCUUGGAUAUCUUGCUCGCUCUCACUAAGAGGGUCUUGGGAGGAUAUGGAGAUUUUGGUGGUCUCGAGUUACACAUGGAAGAAAAAUUUAUGGCUGCCAAUCCAUCUAAAGUUUCUUACAAGCCAGUUACUACCACCCUGAAAAGAAAACAAGAGGAGGUGUCAGCCCUUAUUAUUCAAAAGGCCUUCAGGAAGUACUUGGUGCAGCGUUCUUUUAAAACUAAGUCUUUGUUGUACCGUCACAAGCGUUACAGCAGUUCUGUCUUGGAAGAAGAAAGUCUUGCACUGAUGCUGAAUGAAAAUCAUGGUAGGAAGCUAGAUAAGUCACGGACCACAUCUUCCAUAUCACUCCCUUUAUUUUAUGAUGGUUUUGCUGAAACAGAUAGUAAUAAUGAGAACACAUAA